GACCUCGAUUCCGUCCCGUUACCAUGGGAAACUGGUAGUGGCCAAACAAACCCACAAACACAAAUUUUCACCUUCCGGACCGUGUUUCGGAUAGAACCAUGAACUCCCUAAUCGAGGACGAUAUAUACGGCGGAUUUUCCGGCGUUACCAAUAAACUGUUCAACUACGACAUCAAGGAGGACAAAGCGUUUCAAAAUGCCGUGAAAACCUCCAGCUACGGCAAGAAAACUUCGACACCGAAGUUCUUCUGGAAUGGGGACAAACUGGGUUCGGCGGACGCUUCGGCCACAAUGGCACGUCCUUCAACGGCCAUUCGUGCAGUGGGAUACUCUUCGCAGAGUAGCAAACUUUUUGAUCCACUGAAUCAGGCUGCGAAGAAGAUCGUCGUGAUGGAGAGCAAGAAAGAGGAAACUCCUGAACAGCGCUAUAAAAACAUGGAAACCAAGAUCUACGCACUGCUGGAAGAAUCGAUCAUUGCCAGUACUGGCCCCAAACCAGACAUGUUGGCCGGGCUAGCGAAAGCGAAGGAAGCCUCGGCAAUGGAUCGAACAUUGUUGCGUAUGCGAGAUCAAGAUGGUGGAACGUAUACUCACAAUUUUGACCUGACGUUCUUCGUCCUGUUCAACCUGGCCAACGUGUACGCCAAGAACGAGAUGUACAUCGAAGCCUUGAACACAUACACGUUGAUGACCAAGAAUAAAAUGUUUCCCAAUGUGAACCGUUUGAAGAUCAACAUGGGGAACAUCUACUUUCAUCUGGGUCUUUACACAAAAGCGAUCAAGAUGUAUCGGAUGGCGUUGGACCAGGUUCCCAGCAAUCAGAAAGAGCUCCGGCUGAAGAUCACCCAUAACAUUGGCAUACUGUUCAUUAAGAUGGGCCAGUACUCGGAUGCUGCGACUAGUUUUGAGUUUAUCAUGUCGGAGAAGGGCGAUCUGAAGACCGGACUGCACUUGAUUUUGUGUUACUACGCGCUCGGGGACGUAGAGAAGAUCAAGCACGCCUUCCAGUUAUUGCUGGACAUUCAGAUCGAUUACUUGGAAGAUGAUAAGAUUUUUCAAACGAAUUCCAAUCCAUCGUACGAGUACAUCAACGAAAUGAUCAAGUCCGAUGAGCUGCACGUCUACGAACAGAAGAUACGACACCUGGCGGAGAAGAACAUACUGAUUUCGGCCAAUCUGAUUUCGACUAUAAUCGACGAUUACUUCAACGAUGGCUACAGUUGGUGCGUGGAAACUAUCAAAAACUCCUACUUUUCCUCUCUGGCUGUAGAUUUGGAGCUGAAGAAGGCCGUCAUCUACCUGAAACAGGACGAUAUUCAGCAGGCGAUCGAAACGUUGAAGUACUUCGAAAAGAAAGAAUCCAAUAUUGCCAUCAAUGCUGCGAUCAAUCUCAGCUUCAUUCACAUUCUGAAAAAGGACAUCGCCACGGCCGAAACCUACGCUGAAACAGCCAAAAAAAUCGACAGCUACUGCCCGGCUGCAUUCAUCAACAGCGGAGUCUGUAACUUGCUCAAAAACGAUCUGGAAACGGCAAAGCUUAUGUUUUUCAACGCCCUGGACAUUGACUCGACUUCGUUCGAGGCACUGUACAACAUUGGAUUGAUCUUCAAAAAGCUUGGUGAUCAUAACAACUCGCUGCUCUACUUCCGCAAGAUCAUAUCCAACCUGGGUCACGAGCAACAUCCGGAGGUUCUCUACCAAAUCGCGAGCCUGUACGAUCUGCUGGGUGACGUUGGAACGGCCUUAGAAUACCACUUGCAGCUGUUGAGCCUGGUUCAACAGGACAACAAGAUCAUCCAGAAGAUUGGCGAACUCUACGAGACGGAUGGCGAAAGACAGCAAGCCUAUCACUAUCACCACGAAUCCUAUCGCAUUUUCCCCAUCGAGUCCAGCGUGAUCAACUGGUUGUGUUCGCACUACAUCGAGCUUCAGGUGGUCGAGAAAGCAAUCGGGUUCUACGAGAAGGCCGUCCUUAAGAACCCACAGGAUCCCUAUUAUCUCCUACGGAUCGCAGGCUGCUACCGCCGUAUCGGCAAUCAGCAAAAGUCACUGAACCUAUUCAAGAUGAUCCACGAAAUUUACCCGGAAAACGUGGACUGCUUGCGGGCGUUGAUCCAUCUGACCCAGACCCAGGGCAACAACGAACUGUGCGAGCGGUACAUGAGUGAACUGCAGAAGUUGGAGAAACAGAAAGAAGUUCGCCAACGGAUCAACACCAGUAGACCGCCAACCACGGCGAGCAGUUCGCGAAUCUCCAGCGGUGAGCACAGUGCUCGAUCGGGUGCGGGUGGCGGAGGAUCGGACAGCUAUCAACCGCCGGGUACUGCAUCAGGGGGGAACAAGAGUUCCGACGUAUCACCAGAUUACAACGCAAGUGCGUACGGCUAUGCGGAUCCUUUGGGACCUCCCCAAGAAAGACCACGCACCGGAGUCCGCAAAAAUCUUACGCUGGACGAUGAUUCCGAUGAGGAUAUAAAUCCGUACGAUUUGUUGCCGGUUUAAGUGUUUAAGUACUGUGAGAGCCUUCGAUCAUUUUUAAAAUAGUGGUUUUCUUCACAAUGAUUUACCGAGAAUAUACGAUCAAUACGA
Aedes aegypti (yellow fever mosquito) is the source of this 2588-nucleotide messenger RNA. It is a transcript of the gene nompB, whose product is annotated as intraflagellar transport protein 88 homolog. Gene Ontology annotation, cellular component: ciliary basal body; ciliary base; centriole. The transcript is spliced from 5 exons. The coding region runs from base 99 to 2501 and encodes 800 amino acids. Gene Ontology annotation, biological process: non-motile cilium assembly; intraciliary transport. Gene Ontology annotation, molecular function: kinesin binding. Lineage: Eukaryota; Metazoa; Arthropoda; Insecta; Diptera; Culicidae. The record is from RefSeq and is a predicted model, not a curated record.